This is a messenger RNA of Xyrauchen texanus (razorback sucker), 12345 nucleotides long. Its product is annotated as serine/threonine-protein kinase SMG1. Gene Ontology annotation, molecular function: protein serine/threonine kinase activity; protein binding. Gene Ontology annotation, biological process: phosphorylation; nuclear-transcribed mRNA catabolic process, nonsense-mediated decay. NCBI's taxonomy places the organism in Eukaryota, Metazoa, Chordata, Actinopteri, Cypriniformes, Catostomidae. Bases 149 to 11077 code for a protein of 3642 amino acids. The transcript is spliced from 62 exons. Gene Ontology annotation, cellular component: nucleus. The record is from RefSeq and is a predicted model, not a curated record.
AUAGAUGGGAGGGUCAGGCCGCUGUUUCUCAGUUUCAAACACACAGUGUAUUUCCAAAUCGUGCAUGGACAUUAAGUGAACGCCGAAAGUAGUGGUUGUUUGUGGACUCUUCCCGUGUUAGACGGGUCAUGCUGUCUUCGUAAAGGUAAUGAGCCGCAAAGUCCUCGGGUCUCGGCUGAGCAGCGCCCACAAACUGCAUCGAAGCUGGAAUGACUGGCAGCCCAGAGGUGACAGUGUGUCAGCCAGCCAGGAAGGUGUGAAGUGCAGUGUCUCUAGAGACCACUGUUCAGGAGUUCUUUUUGAUACUCUGCCCUCUGACCAGUCUGGCACCCCACCAUUGCACAAUGAAGCCUUCACUUCUGCAGAAGAAGGAGGUGGAUAUGAUGCUGAUGGAGGCCUCUCUGAAAAUACUUAUGGUUGGAAGUCGCUGGGGCAAGAGUUGAGGAUCAAUGAUGUGACCACUGAUAUAACCACUUUUCAGCAUGGAAACCGUGCUUUAGCUACAAAGGACAUGAGGAAAUCACAGGACCGACCGUUGGCUCACUCUGAGGAGUCUCGUCUGGCCAAUCUUCUGCGGAGAGCAUCACGGGAAGAUGACCGGGAACGCAGACUGUCCACAAUGAAACAAAUGAGAGAGUUCAUUGUGCACUCAGAAAAUAAAGUGGUCCUAGUAAAACAGUUGGAUUCCAUUUUGAGCACCCUGAAUGACAUUUUGAAUGAGAGUAGUAAGCUCCUGCACGAGCUCAGACAGGAGGCUGCAUGCUGUCUGGGACUUCUCUGUGCCGCCCUCAGUUAUGAAGCCGAGAGGAUGUUCAAGUGGAUGUUCCUCAAGUUCAGUGUGUCCACAAAGGAUGAGGUGAAGCUUCUCUACCUGGUGGCAGUGCACAAAGCACUUGAAACUGCAGGGGAAAAGAAGGCUUUUUCAACUGUAAUGCAGUUUGUGAUGAGCAGCCUUCAGUCUAUCUUGGAGAACUUGGACACACCAGAACUGUUGUGCCAAAGUGUGAAGUGCAUUUUGCUAUUGGCCCGUUGCUAUCCACACAUUUUCAGCACCAACUUCAGAGAUACAGUGGAUAUUUUAGUGGGUUGGCAUAUAGAUCACACACAGAGACAGUAUCUUACUCAACAGGUGUCUGGCUGGUUGCAAAGUCUUGAACAGUUUUGGGUGGCGGAUUUGACCUUCUCGACCACAUUAUUGGGUCAAUUUUUGGAAGAUAUGGAAGCAUAUGCUGAGGAUUUGAGUCAUGUAUCUGGAGAAUCAGGCGAUGAGGACAUUCCCCCUCCCACAGUAUCUCUGCCAAAGCUGGCAGCCCUGUUAAGAGUCUUUAACACUGUUGUGCACAGCAUCGGAGAACGAUUCAACCCUAUCCGAGGACCCCCAAUCACUGAGGCAUAUGUCACUGAUGUUUUGAACCGUGUCUUGGCUUGCGUUGUCACAGCCAAGCAGGUGUUCUUCUCAGAGGCAGUGCUGACAGCAGGAAAUGAGUGUGUGUGUGUUCUGCUGGUUAGCAUGGAUUUAGGCAGCCAACUUAUUGAUGCCAUAACCUCUUAUGGCCUAGACCAGCUGGACUGCUGCCAAUGCUGCGGACCAGAAUACAGCAUGUCUGUGCUCACCCUGCUUACACUGACUGUAGACCAGAUAAACACCAAACUCCCAGCCGCAUUUGUGGAAAAGUUACUGGCCCCAAAUUCCCAACUUUUGGAGCUGCGUUUCCACAGAGAGAGAGGGGUUAUGGUAGCAGCACAUGGUGUGUAUCAUGCUGUGCUGAGCCUGAAGAACAUUCCCAUCCUGGAGGCAGCUUAUAAACUGGUGUUGGGUGAGAUGGGUUGUGCGCUGAACAGUUUGCAGAGUCCUCUGGGUCUACCUGAUGCCUGUCCUCAUAUACAACACCCUGCCUUCAGCCAGCUGCAGUUCAGCCCACAGAGAGCAGAGUUUAUCCUCAUCUUCAACCUCAGUGCUCUCACCACCAUUGGCAACAUCAAGAACUCCCUCAUCGGGAUGUGGGCAUUGUCUCCUACUGUGUUUGCCCUGCUCAGUCAGAAUUUGGUUGUUGUUCAUUCUGAUUUGGCGGUUCAUUACCCUGCUGUCCAGUAUGCAGUUCUCUACACCCUAUACUCGCACUGCACCAGACACGAUCACUUUAUCUCAAGCAGCCUGAGCUCUUCGUCCCCAUCACUUUUUGAUGGUGCUGUCAUCAGCACUGUUACCACGGCAACCAAAAGACAUUUCAGCACGCUCCUUAAUUUGCUGGGUAUGCUGCUCAGCAAGGAUCAUCUCAACCCUGAGGCGAGGAAGCUGUUACUCACUUGGUCCUUUGAGGUGUCUCUGAUGAUGAAGAAAUUUGAAACGUACUCCCCCCUGUUCUUACUCCCAUCCUUCAAAAAAUUCUGCAAAGGGUUGCUAGUGAAUUCUUUGAAUGAGGACCCCACCAUAUGUCUGCAGGCCUGCAACAGUCUCCAGGUUCUGUCUUCCUCCUUAUCCACAGAGCUUCUCCAGAGGUGUGUGGACGUGUGCCGAGUUCAGCUAGUCCACUCUGCAGUCCGAGUGCGGCAGGCCUUCGGGAAAUUGCUGAGAUCCAUUCCUAUUCAUGUUGCACUUAGCUUGUCUCCCAGCAGUGCCCAUGUUCACUCUGAGAUUAAGGAGAUCUCUCUGGCCAUCCGCCGACACAUGAGCAAAGUGCCUAGCAACACCUUCCACCCACAGGACUUCUCUGACCUCAUUGGAUUUAUUCUCUAUGGAACUGUCCACCGUGGGGGUAAGGAGCCGUGGUUGGAGAGGCUAUACCACAGCUGUCAGCGGCUGGAGAAGAAAGACUCGGCCAUGGUGCCUCGUGCCCUUCUAAAAACAGAAGCAGUGCUGUGGCAGUGGGCGGUGUGGGAGGCUGCUCAGUUCACUGUGCUCUCCAAGCUCCGCACCCCUUUGGGGCGAGCCCAGGACACCUUCCAGACCAUAGAGGGUAUGAUCCGCAGUCUGGCGGCUCACAGUUUAAACACGGAGCAGGAGUUGAGCCAGUGGAGUGGAGGAGAGAGUGAUGAGGGUCACCAUACCAAUCAGCUCCGCCUAGCACUGCUACUGCAGUUCCUGGAGAACCUUGAGAAACUCAUGUACAACGCUUAUGAAGGCUGCGCUAGCGCACUAACUGCACCACCAAAGGGCAUUAGAACGUUUUUUUACACAAACCGACAGACGUGCCAGGACUGGCUCACCAGAAUUCGUUUGGCUCUGAUGAGGGUAGGCCUUCUCUCUGGUCAACCGGCAGUCACAGUCCGUCACGGCUUUGACCUGUUCACUGAAAUCAAAAAUAGCAGUGCACAGGGUCCAGAGAUGGAGGUGCCAAUCACCAUGCUGGUGGAUGCAUUGUGUGAGCUGCGAUGUCCUGAGGCCAUACAGGGUCUGGCAGCCUGGAGUCUUGCUAACACUGGCAAGAGCAUGUGCUGGCUGGGCUCAGUGGCACUUCAGGCAGAGGGAAAAUUUGAGAGGGCAGCUUUGGAGUACCAAGAGCAUUUGUGUGCCGUCACAGGAAUGGACUGCUCCAUUAAAGGAUUUGAUCCCUCCCUACUCAAGCUCACUGGCACCAACACCUCUAGCCCAAAACACACUAUGAGCGGAGAUGGAAGAAAGACUGUUAUGUUAAAGCCCAGUGAGUGUUCUCCAGAGGUGCUGAGCUUUCUGGCUAAUAAGGCGUGUGAGUGUUAUGUGGCUUUGAGUGAUUGGGAGUCUGUGCAGGAGUGGCAGGUCAGCAUGAUGAACCUCAAAAAGAACAGCAGUAUCUCCAGUGUGAACCUCAAGACAGACUUUAACUACAUCAGAGCAUUGAGCAGGUUUGAGGAAGGGGAUUUUGCAGAGUGUUGUGCUCAGCUGGAGUUGUUGCCUGGGGAGGAUUAUGGCCUUCUCAACUCUACAACCAAAGACAAGAUCGAUCUGAAGAGGCUCCUGCCUGCUGUGUUGAGUCCAGACCCCUCAGAGCUUCAAAAAGCCAUUGAGGUACAACUGCUCAGAAGUGCUGUGGGAGCCAUCACCUCAACCAAUCACGAACAGGACCAGAAGGUUCUCGCCUCAUCGGACACGCUGGUAAAGUACCUGAAGCAGACUGGUCGCAUCUCUCUGGGUCCCCUGCGUCUCUCCACUCUCACCCUGUCUGACUCCCUACCUACUCUCAGCACCCUACAGCUGCACUGUGCCAACUCUCUGGAGAACUCCCUUUGUAAUCAACACCCCUCAGAGGACUGUCUAAUUCCACUUUUCAGUGAAGCCUUGAGCUCUUGCAAGCAGCAGGAUGUUCAGCCAUGGCUACAUGCUCUCCGAUACACCGCUUUCCAGCGGCAGCUCUUCCAAAGACUCAAAGGUUCCUCUGCUCCAGUGGAUUCUCAUCUGAUGGAGCUUUGUCUUACGGCAGUGAAGUUUGCUCGUAAGCAAGGUAAUAUCGCCCUGGCCACACGACUGCUGGGCCAGUGCAGCAAGCCAUCAGACGACUCUGAAGGCCAGGACCUGAUGCAACGCUUCAAGCAGCUGUCACUAGAAGGCACUGUGGGAGAGAAGUGGGGACCAGAGCUGGAGAUUGAGAAGGCUAAAGUUCUGUUUGCUGCUGGUCAAUCCAUAUCAGCUAUGGAAAUGCUGAGCUCCUGUGCACUAUCCUACUGUAACUCUGGGAAGUGUGAGAGUGCGGCCUGUCGCUCUGUGCUCACUCUGUGCAAGUGGCUUUUGGCUGACUGGAAGGAUUUAACACCACAACUCAAAAUAGUGGUGAAGAGGAACUCUGGGUCUACCAGCCUCUCCACCCUCUCCAGAAACAUCUCUGGCCUUUUGGAGCUGCCACUAGAGGAUCAGGGAAUGCCACACAUUACUACAGAGACCACAGUCAGUGUUGGUGUUGGGGAGCCAGACUUUGUCCUAGGGCAGCUGUACCAGCUUUCAACUACCCAGGCUCCUGAAGUGGCAAAAUCAUGGGCUGCUCUGGCCACCUGGGCGUACAGAUGGGGCAGGAAGGUUGUUGACAAUGCAAGCCAAGGAGAGGGGGUCCCUCUGCUCCUUGGUGAGAAGAAAGAAAUUGAGGAGUUGCUCCCAGCAGGCACCAUUGUUGAGGACAAGGAAACCAUUUUCAGCAUUUUGGGUCAGGCCAUGUGUCGCCCAGCAGGAAUUCAGGAUGAGGACAUGGCUCUGCAGAAUGAAGAUGAUGAUGAGGACGAUAUGGUGGAUGUUAUUGGCAGACAGCUGCUAAGUGCCUGUCCAUGGCUGUCAGAGGUAGAGGAAAGUGUGACUGAUGGGCUGAUUGGGGUGUGGAGGCGAGUGGUUGAUCGGAUCUUCAGCCUGUACCGGGUCUCCUGCAGUGCAUACUUCACCUUCCUUAAACUCAAUGCUGGACAGAUGCCCAUUGAUGAAGAUGAUCCCAAGCUUCUCCUGAACAACCAGAGCAGCAAACAGAGCAGCGAUGAUGUAAUUGUCAUGGCAACCCUUCGUCUGUUGCGUUUGCUGGUGAAGCACGCUGGGGAGUUGAGAGAGAGUCUGGAGCACGGUCUGGCAUCCACCCCCACUGCACCCUGGAGAGGUAUCAUCCCUCAGUUAUUCUCUAGGCUGAAUCAUCCUGAGGCCUACAUUCGCCAGAGCAUCUGCAGCCUACUGUGUAGGGUGGCCCAAGACUCGCCCCACCUCAUCCUCUACCCAGCCAUUGUGGGCUCCAUCUCUCUCGGGGGAGAGGCUCAGGCUGCAGGUAAUAAGCUGCCAUCAUCCCUGCCUACCCUGCUGGGUAACAUGCAGGGAGAGGCUCUUUGUGGAGGAGAGAGUGAGACUGGCAGUGGCCCAACUUCUCAGGAGAGUAGCCGUGGGGAGGAGAUGGUGAUGUAUUCUAGUGAGGACCAAGCAAUGAUGCAGGACUGCUACAGCAAGAUUGUAGACAAGCUGUCUGCUGCCAAACCCACCAUGGUGCUACAGGUGCAGAUGUUGGUGGGUGAGCUGAGGAGGGUAACUUUGCUCUGGGAUGAGCUCUGGCUGGGAGUCUUGCAGCAGCAACACAUGCACGUCUUGCGCAGGAUUCAACAGCUGGAGGAUGAGGUGAAGAGGGUCCAGAACAACAAUACUCUGCGCAAAGAUGAGAAGGUGGCUAUUAUGAGAGAGAAACACUCAGCUCUGAUGAAGCCUGUGGUUUUUGCACUGGAUCACGUUCGCAGCAUCACAGCUGCUGCAACAGAGACACCUCAUGAGGCAUGGUUUCAUGAGACAUACGGACAGGCCAUCCACAAUGCACUUGAGAGGCUGAGAAACCCUCUCAAUCCAGCCAAUCCUGCCAGCAGCUGGGUGCCCUUCAAACAGAUCAUGCUGAGCUUGCAGCAGAGGGCGCAAAAACGAGCCAGUUACCUUCUGCGGCUGGAUGAGAUCAGCCCCCGCCUCGCUACCAUGACAAACACUGAGAUGGCACUGCCAGGGGAGGUGUCUGCUACUGAUGCAGUCACCAUCCAGAGUGUGGGCAACACCAUCACCAUUCUACCCACUAAAACUAAACCCAAAAAACUCUACUUCCUUGGCUCUAAUGGCAGAAACUAUCCUUACCUCUUCAAAGGACUGGAGGACUUGCAUUUGGAUGAGAGGAUUAUGCAGUUCUUGUCCAUAGUCAACACCAUGUUCACAAAGGUGAAUCAGAAGGAGAGCCCACGGUUCCACGCCCGCCACUACUCGGUCACACCACUCGGCACCAGAUCAGGACUCAUCCAGUGGGUGGAUGGAGCCACUCCUCUAUUCGGACUGUACAAACGCUGGCAGCAGCGUGAGGCUGUGCUUCAAGCUCAGAAGGCACAGGACUCCUUCCAGCAGCCCCAGAACCUUCCCAUGGUCCCCCGUCCCAGUGAACUGUACUACAGUAAGAUCGGCCCUGCUUUGAAAGCUGUCGGUCUCAGUUUGGAUGUAUCACGCCGUGAUUGGCCACUCAGCAUUAUGAGAGAUGUGCUACGGGAGCUGAUGGAGGCCACACCCCCUAACCUCCUGGCAAAGGAGCUCUGGUGCUCCUGUACCACCCCUAGUGAGUGGUGGAGUGUCACACAGUCUUAUGCCAGAUCCACUGCUGUGAUGUCAAUGGUGGGAUAUAUUAUUGGAUUGGGCGAUCGUCACCUUGACAACGUGCUGAUUGAUAUGACGACUGGCGAGGUGGUGCACAUUGACUACAAUGUCUGUUUUGAAAAGGGAAAAAGCUUAAGAGUUCCAGAGAAGGUUCCUUUCCGUAUGACACACAAUAUUGAGACCGCUUUGGGGGUCACAGGAGUGGAGGGCAUCUUUAGACUUUCCUGUGAACAGGUGAUCCAGAUAAUGCGGCGUGGUAGAGAGACACUCUUGACUCUCUUAGAGGCAUUUGUUUAUGACCCCUUGGUGGAUUGGACAGCUGGUGGGGAGGUAGGGUUUGCAGGGGCCGUGUAUGGGGGAGGAGGACAGCAGGCAGAGAACAAGCAGAGCAAGAGAGAAAUGGAGAGAGACAUCACCCGUAGCCUCUUUUCCUCCCGUGUAGCUGAGAUUAAGGUGAACUGGUUUAAAAACCGUGACGAGAUGACCGGUGUACUGCCACGAGUAGAGGAGGCUGUGGAUGAGUACCUAAGCAUCCAGGAGCAGCUCACACAAGCUGAGAAAUUGCAGCACAAGCUGCUGGAGGAGAUGGAGUUCCUGGAGGGAGCUGACACCAGAGCAGAUCAUCCAGUUCACACCCUGGAGCAUAGGUACUCAGAGCACACUCAGUUGCAGUCCAGGCAGAGAACUGUACAGGAUGCCAUUCAGGGGAAGUUGUCCGAUCUUGAUCAGUGGAUCUCUCAGUACCAGGCUGCCUUUGCCAGUCUAGAGGCCACCCAGCUUGCCAGCCUCCUGCAGGAGAUCAGUAGCCCUAUUGAUCUAGGUCCUCCCAGCUAUGUGCCAGCUACUUCCUUCCUGCAGAAUGCAGGCCAGGCACACCUGAUCAGCCAGUGUGAGGCUCUGGAGGCGGAGGUGAGCGCUCUUUUACAGCAGCGACGUUCGCAACUGCGUGGUUGUCUCGAGCAUCUUCACAGCUAUGCCACUGUUGCCCUGCUGUACCCCUGUGCAGUGUUGCACAGGCAUAGAGUCCACGCUUGGAAACAGUGGAUGGAGGAGCUUGUAUGUGACAUGACCGUGGAGCACUGCCAGAACAUCUAUCACCAGUAUGAAAUGCAGUUUGCCCCUCAGCCCCCUCCUGCCAUGUGUCCGUUCCUGUCCAGCAUCGAGAUGGCGCUGCAGCACAACGCAGCAGAGACCAACACUCGACUUCUACGGCAGGUGGAGCGUCUUAAGACAGAGGGCGCCAGUGUGCCUGUGUGUGAGGAGCAGCUGCAGGAGAUUGAACGCUGCAUCAAAGUCUUUCUGCAUGAGGACGCUGAGCUCGGCUCUUUCAGUUUGGCUGGAAUCAUCGUCUCUGCCCUCUGUGCCCUCACCAGACGUAACCUGGUGAUGGAGGGAGCCGCAGCGAGUGCAGGAGAGCAGCUGGUGGAGCUGACAUCCCGUGAUGGUGCCUGGUUCUUGGAGGAGCUCUGCAGUAUGAGUGGGAACAUUGCAUGCCUCGUGCAACUGUUGCAGCAGUGCCAGCUCUUGUCACAUGACCUGGACAUCCUUAGUCCUUCCGAAACCUCACAAGCUGUCUACCUGGCCAAUGGCGUCUAUACCUGCCUUCAGGAGCUCAACACAAACUUUCGUCAGAUUAUCUUCCCAGAGGCUCUGCGCUAUAUGCUAAAGGGGGAGAGCACGCUAGAGACCAUGUUAGCAGAGCUGGAUGCACUUAUUGAUCAGUGUGCAGAUGGAGUUUCAUUGCAGGGGUUAGGUGAGGUUUUGCAGGCCCACCUUCGUAACACUGCCAUGGGUAUAGAGGAGGAUGCAGACAACCACUAUCUGGAUGUCACCAGGGUUCUGCGGGCCCAGUACUCGGAACUGAUCCAGCCUCGCAGCAUGGAGAACUCUGUUCAGGAAACACCAAAGAUGAGUGCUGGUCAAAUGUUGUUGGUGGCUUUUGAUGGCAUGUUUGCACAGCUGGAGACUGCCUUUGGACUUCUGAUAGACAAGCUUAACUCUAUGGAUGUGCCUGCUGCCUGGAGAAAGGUGGAUGUGAUCCGGGAGGCCAGAGCUACUCAGGUCCAUUUCUUUGAUAAUGUGGAGUCAAGGCAGGUCUUAGAGCAGAUUUUCUUCCUGAGGAGACUCCAAACCAUCAGAGACUUCUUCUGUCUGUGUAGCUCAUUUGCUCAGACACUCUCUGGAACUUGCCCUACACCCACUGACGAGCCUCCACCCUCUAAUGGCCCAGUCCCCAUAGGGAAGCCUUUGUAUCGAGGCUCCACUGUGGUCAGCGAGGACCAGAUGACGCGGCCAAUCAAAGCCUUCACAGCAGACUUUGUGAGGCAGAUGCUGAUGGGCCUCCCUACCCAGGCUCUAGGCCUGGCCAUCUGCAGCACUCUCAGUGCCCUUGGAAUGGAUCUCAUUGCCCAGGUAGAGGCCAAGGACUUUGGUGCUGAGGGGAAAGUCUCUCUGGAUGACCUUUGUAAGAAAGCAGUUGAGCAGGGGGUGCAGGCAGGGCGUCUCUCCCAACUGCUGCUCAACAGAGCUACAGUGCUGGCCAGCUCCUAUGACACAGCCUGGAAAAAACUGGACCUGGUCCGACGUCUGGAGGUCAACAUCGAAGCCUGUAAAGUCAGCCUGCAGAGAACUCAGCUGCACAUUGCUAUGUUCCAGUGGCAGCAUGAGGACAUACUUGGUGCAAGAACUCAGCCUAUGACGGUUAGCCCCCCGCCUCGCACCAUCGUCCUCAGCAACAUGAAGAAGAAGCUCUACAAACUCAGUCAGGACGAAGCUUCUAUUGCUGGUGUCCAGGAAAAAUUGGCUGCUCUAGAGGGCAGCAUAGAGCAGAGGCUGAAGUGGGCUGGUGGUGCAAACCCAGCCCUGGCUCCAGUUCUGCAGGACUUUGAGGCCACUAUAGCAGAGCGCCGUGCCUUGGUGAUGAAGGAGAGUCAGCGUGCCAACCAGGUCACUUUUCUCUGCAGCACCAUCCUCAACUUUGAAGGCCUGCGUACCCGCACAGCAGAAGCCUUGAACAUGGAUGCCACCCUUUUUGAACUGGCUAAACGAUGCCAGUCCACCUGCUCUUACGCUGCCCAGUUCAGCACCACUGUUUCACCUCUGGAGCUUCAACUGCUGCACAGGCUGAGUCCUGCCAUGGAUCUGUCCAUUGGUGGUCCUGAGUGGCUGGUUUUUGCACAGAAUCACCUCACCCAGGAGAUGUCCAGUCAGAGAGACAUGCAAGAGGAGAGAGAGCAACAGCUGGAGAGAGUGACCGAGUCUCUGCAGCUUCUGGUGGACACCAUUAAAGGCAUUCUGUCUAAUCACAAUCGGCAGCUUGCUGAUGUGAAGCACCUUUUGCGUGCAAUGGCAAAGGAUGAAGAAAAUGCCCUUGCGGAGGGAGAGGAAGUGAAUUAUGAUGGCAGUGUGCGGCAGUUCCUGUCGGAAUACAAGGCAUGGCAGGACAAUGUACAGAUAGUGUUGUUCACUGUUGUGCAAGCAGCAGGUCAACCCUGCAGCCAAGAUCAGGUUGAGCUAUUGCAGGAGAUCCCUGCCACAUUGAAGGAACUCAAGGUGCAGAGCGUGAGCAUCUACAAUGGCUUGGUGGGCUUUGCCUCUCCCCUUGUUACUGAGAGAGGAAGUGACUGUGCAAGUCCCACUUCCACAGUCCAGACCAGCUUUGCUGCUGCAGUGCGCUGCAGUGGAUUGAAAACUCAGCCUGAUUGCAUGUCUCAGAAUGCCCGCAAAGCUCUUCCUCGUAACUUUGGGACUCCGGUGGACACUCCCCCCAGCACUCUGAUGAUCACCAGUAAAGGACUGGCCCCGAGCCCCAAAAGAGCUGUGCGAGAUCCUAAAACUGGGAGAGCUGUUCAAGAGAGGAAUUCUUAUGCAGUUAGUGUGUGGAAGAGAGUGAAAGCCAAACUGGAAGGGAGAGAUGUGGAACCUAACAGGAGAAUGAGUGUCACCGAGCAGGUGGAUUAUGUCAUCAAGGAGGCUACAAAUGUGGACAACCUGGCACAGUUGUACGAAGGAUGGACUGCAUGGGUGUGAACGGGAUCCUUGGAGAUCACUUUGGUCCAGCGAGGUUAGAAAUCCACCAAAAUCCACUGGGUCUGGGGCAAUGGAGCCACAGAGCACCAUGCGGGAAAGGGGGUGUGUAGAGACCCUCCCCCGGGCCCACACCGGAUCCCAGUAGUAGCACAGCUGCAUCAGGCGAUCCAGCUUACACAAAGAAAUGGGUCUGCAUCUGUCUCCUUGAGAUUUGUGGGUAGUUCUCCAAGAUGGGGUGGCGGGGUGGGGGGCCAUGGCACACCACUUGAACUACCCCCCCCCCACCAACCCCUGUAUCAACAACCAUAAACAUCUGUCAACUAUCAAAAUUAAUAGGAUUUUCCGCAGGAAAAUUUGCGGGAGACAGUUUAACCAACUCCCAGUCUUAGAGCAGAGGUCUGCAUUAAUUAGGCAGUUUUUAGACUACACUUGUGAGAGAGUGGAAGGAAGGGUGAUCCAGUCAUUGUGGGAUCCUCAGGACUAUGUUUUUGGAUGGUUCGGGGUCAGGCACCGAGAUAAAGCUAAGCUGUGUUCUUCUGAAGCAGGUAUGGAGGGCUGUGUAACCAGAAGGCUCAAGGGACUCCAUUCAACGUCAGAAGGCCUGUGGCAGACCUUAGAGUGCUUAACCACAAAAAAACCCUUUUCCCCUUAAGUAUAUAUAGGAAAAUGCUGAAAAACUUUUUACACCUUCACUAAUGUCAUGCAAAGAUUUCACAAGAAAAAGGCAAAUUAUGAAGUGGCUUUGGGAACAUUUACUUGUAUGUUUUUGAAUGUUUGGCACAAUGAAUAAUGUGCUUUGAAUUGGUAAGUGCUCAGUCUGAGGUCUCUUUGAUUUGUUCCUUUAGAAAGUUGAAUGCUGAAAUGAGGCCCAGACUUGAUAUGGUGAGAUGUGCAAAUCAGUUUCUAAAUGUUUUUUUUUUUCUUUUGCAUCUCUAAUCUUGUUUGAGUAUUGUUGAUUCUAUCUCCCUUCUUUACUAUGGAUUUUGUCUAGAUUUUUCCUUUUUUGACUUGCCUGUGGAAGUGUAUCAGUUCUGAUACAUGUCCCAAUUAAAGCUUGCGUUUUACUGAUCUUGACCUAGUUUUACAUUUUUAGUGGGAGAAAUAAGUAUUGGAAUAGUGAUGUGGUGAUGGUUAAAUUGUUGUCUUAAUGGUUUUACUCCAUUUUGUUGGUCAAAUAAACACAUAAUUAAAAAGUUUUGGUGUUCUUACAAGCAUUUGCUUGGAUUUCUGUCUUUGUUCAUGAAUUGCCUGAUUCUCUUAUAUUUAGG